Molecule: messenger RNA, 1779 nt
Organism: Dermacentor andersoni
Lineage: Eukaryota; Metazoa; Arthropoda; Arachnida; Ixodida; Ixodidae
Source: RefSeq, a predicted model, not a curated record
GUGGCGCAUUAUCAUCCCUGAUUCUUCGGAGACCGCAAGCAUCCCUUCGCAGUUGAGUGCUUUCCACAGAGCUUGAGAAAGAUGACUACCAUGGCACUAAUCCUAUUGACGUCUAUAUUGGCGGCUAUCUUGUGGGCAGCAAUUCAAUUCCUGGACGAGUUUCUUCAGCGGCGACGCGCUCCGCCUGGAACCAGGCUUCCACCAAUGCCACCUGCGAGUCCUCUGUGGGGGCAUAAUGAAGUUUAUAGCCUGGGCGUACAAAGCACAGCCGUCAUGCAAUGGUCAAAGAAGUAUGGACCAGUCUUCAGGUUAAGAAAGAACUUGAGGACCAUCGUUCUGCUGAAUGACUUCGAAAGCAUAAGACAAUUCUGUAACAAGAAAGAAUUGUUGUGCCGUUCCACGGUGUUGACUUUCUUUCGAGAAAAAAACCAAGGUAUUGGCCUUCUUAAGGGGAAACCGUGGUCAGAAAACAGAAAAUUCUGCAUGAGCAUCCUUCGUGACCUCGGAUUUGCAAGGACAGCUAUGGAAAACAGCAUGAUGGAGGAGUUCAACCGUGUUGUGGAGGCCAUUGACAAAGUCGGAGGGAAAUCGAUGGACGUUCGUGGUUACCUGUUUACAAGCAGCUUGAAGAACAUUACGUCUUUCUUUUACGGUGCCCGCUUCUCGCAUGAUCACCCCACCAUGGAAGGACUGCACAGCACUAUGUUGCAGCUGAAUCUACUUCUGAAUUCUGGGGGCGUUUACGAGUUUCACAAGCCAGCGGUGCGCCGGCUGGUUUCCAUGCUUCCUUUUACCAGACAGGGCAGGAUCGCAAAAUGCCUGACGAAACUGGAGACCAUUGCCGAGAAACAAGUGCGUGAGUACAAAGAGACCAACUGUGGAAACGAAAGCAGAGACUUUAUUAGCGGUUACCUUCAAAAGAUUGAGGAUGACAAAAAGGAAUCCGAACGCCUGUUUACCGAUGAACGCCUGGUGGGCAACAUCAGCGCCUUCCUGACAGCUGGAACCUUUAGCACAGCUGGAACACUUUGCUGGGGAUUGUUUCAGUUUUCACAAAAUGUGGCCACAAUCCAAGCUCGUGUCCAGCGGGAAAUAGACGAUGCCAUAGGCCCCCAUCGGCAGCCCACCUGGGAAGACAGGAAGCAAAUGCCGUUCACUCUCGCCUGCGUCUGGGAACUCCUGCGAUGGGUGACUACGUCGCUUACCGGUGUGCCAAGAGAAGCCACAGAAGACGUGGUGAUUGGUGACUUCUUCAUCCCUAAGGGAACAGUUGUUCUUCCUAACAUUUCGGCAGUGCACCGCGACCCCACAUUGUGGAAGAAUCCAAAUAAUUUUGAUCCGCACCGUUUCCUGACUGAAGAUGGGACUGGAAUCCGAAACAAGCCGGAAUAUUUUAUUCCAUUUUCGAUUGGGCGUCGAGCGUGCCCAGGAGAUACGUUCGCCACGAUGGAGAUCUUCCUGAUGCUGUCACUUCUUGCCCAAAAGUACCGUAUUGUGCCUGAACACCCAUUAGAGUACAAUCGGGACUCAGCGGAGCUGCCUUGGCAAUGCCUGAAGGAUAUGAAACUGCGGUUCCUGCCUCGAGAAGUUCCCUAUUGCUAAAAACAUUCAUUAUAAAGUGGACAAUGCAAUAGCGAAACACUACUGUAUAUCACUGGCUGUUAUAAACAGCAUGUUUUGACUAUGUUCUCGAAGGCCAAAUCUUUCCGGUUCUACUAGACAUGUUAAGAUGAUUAUUGUAGCACCAUCUGCGGCAAAUAAAGCGGCUCUUCUUCUCUU